AAAUAGCAGCGCUGGGUUGUGUGCGCCACCAGCGCACUGGGAUAUCACCUUGUGAGGACGGGCUGAAACACAUUGCUUCUUGUCCUGAUCCACAAACAGACCGUAAAGAUGCUACUCAUAACAGCGUGGACAAUGGUGGUGGCAGUGAUGUGGUCCACUGUCUGUGGUACUGACGUGACUCUGGAUGAACGCUGGGUGGAGUUUAAGGAAGAGUACAAUCGGAUGUACACGAGAGAAGCCGAGGCAGCCAGGCGUGCUAUAUGGGAGAGAAAGGUGAAGGACAUUGAGAGGCACAACAAGGAGGCGGACCAAGGACUACAGAACUACUGGAUGCAGGAGACUCAGUGGGAUGACAUGACGUACGAGGAGUAUGUUGCCUACCACCACGGCGAAGACAUCGACGUCAACACCAUGAACAGAGCCAAGAGAGCGAACAGAAACGGCACAGGGGAUUGCUUCAAAGACGAAGUAUGGACAGCCUCGUCAAACCCGUACACCUUCAAUACCUCGGACGGUUUACCAGAGAAUGUCGACUGGUCCAAGAAGGGCUAUGUGACGAGUGUUAAGAAUCAGGGAAGAUGUGGAUCGUGUUGGGCAUUUAGCGCAGUUGGGGCGCUGGAGGGCCAGCAGUACAAGAAGAACAAGAAGUCUGUUGAUCUAUCCCCCCAGGAUCUUGUUGACUGCUCUUCAGCUCAAGGAAACAAAGGUUGCGGUGGCGGUCUUCCCACCGGGGCAUAUGCCUAUGUCAUCCUGGAAGGUAUCGCUACAGCAAUAUCAUACCCCUACAGAGGAGUUGUCGGGCCAUGUAAGUCUAGAGCUUCGGUCAAGAUUGGGCUCAAUAUCAAAGGCUACAAGACGCUGAAGCAGGGAUCGGACGCCAUGUUGAAGAACGCUCUGGCACACAUUGGGCCUAUAUCUGUGGGAAUCCAGACAGGACCGCGGCUGCAGUCCUACAAGCGAGGUGUGUUCAGCGGCUGUAGCGGUGUUGUCAAUCAUGCUGUGCUGGUUGUUGGAUACACCACAUACAACAAGAUCCCAGUAUGGAAGGUGAAGAACAGCUAUGGACCAGGCUGGGGAGAAAGUGGUUACAUCUACCUCCCAAGAAACGAGACGAAUGCGUGCCAGAUUUCAAACUAUGCCUCCUACCCAACUCUGACAGACGUAGCAAGGGGCCCGGUGCACGCAGGUGAAGUUGCUGCAACUAUCGAUGGUACCGUCGCCGUCGUAUCUACCCCUGCAAUGUUCAUGACGCUCCUCCUGCCAACAUUUUUACUUUAGUGUAACAACGUCCAUCAAACAAACAGCGGUCUCUGAUGAUUUGUUAU
This is a messenger RNA of Haliotis rufescens (red abalone), 1325 nucleotides long. Its product is annotated as procathepsin L-like. Bases 109 to 1278 code for a protein of 389 amino acids. NCBI's taxonomy places the organism in Eukaryota, Metazoa, Mollusca, Gastropoda, Lepetellida, Haliotidae. Gene Ontology annotation, molecular function: cysteine-type endopeptidase activity. Gene Ontology annotation, biological process: immune response. Gene Ontology annotation, cellular component: lysosome. The transcript is spliced from 9 exons. The record is from RefSeq and is a predicted model, not a curated record.